Diabrotica virgifera virgifera (western corn rootworm) is the source of this 1460-nucleotide messenger RNA. RefSeq names its product D-aspartate oxidase (gene Daao2). The record is from RefSeq and is a predicted model, not a curated record. The coding region runs from base 270 to 1427 and encodes 385 amino acids. NCBI's taxonomy places the organism in Eukaryota, Metazoa, Arthropoda, Insecta, Coleoptera, Chrysomelidae. The transcript is spliced from 7 exons. Gene Ontology annotation, molecular function: FAD binding; D-amino-acid oxidase activity.
GUUCUUAAUAUAAUUAGUGUUAUUUUGUUAAUGUUAUUAAACACAAUGAGUUAAGUUAACGUCCGCUGAACUACUAAAAUUGGCUGAAGAAUCCGAUUCAGAUGAAGAAGUUUUUAUUGCAUCUGAUGAUGAAAGCUACGUUCCACAAGCAAAUGCUGAGGAGUCCGACAUUGAAGAUGGAUUUAUUAUAGAACAGGCAGACGAGUACGACUAAGACGAGCAUAUAAAGAAUAAACCUCAAUCUUCAAGCAACAUUUUGAUAUCCAAGGAUGGAACUGAAUGGAGUAAGGAUCCAAUGCGCAGUGCUCAAACAAAACCUCGCAAUCUUCUACGACAAAAAGUCGAUCAGCAUGAGUAAGAAGUUGGCCAUUGUAGGAGCCGGUGCAAUCGGACUAACGACUGCAUUGGCAAUUCAAAGAAAAUUUCCCAAUAUAGACAUUACAAUUUUCACGAAAGAAGUGAGUCCUCACACGACGAGUGACGUUGCAGCCGGACUGUGGGGACCGGUCUACUUGAGAGAUACUCCGGAUGAUAAAAUUGCUUAUUGGUCCCAGGAAACAUAUGAGCAAUUGUUAACAUGGUGGAAGCAGGGUGGAAAAAAGGAGAUUAUCCUCCACGCUUUUAGACGGUUUUUCGCAAAUAACUCAAAUUGUAAAGCAAGGAAAUAUGGCGUAUGUUUAAUGCCAUCAGUAAUGUUAACAGACAAAUCAGACUUUAAACUUCCAAAGUGGUUGGACUCUACGUUAGGCUACUAUAUUCUUCCCAAGGACGAACUAGCUAAGAUAAGUAACCGUAUAGAUGUAAAGUUAACAGCUGGAGUAAGUUUUAUCUCUUUCUCUUGGGAAGGUGGUCUCUUCCUUCGAACGCUGCAAAAACAAUUUACUGAAAAUGGAGGAAAGAUCGUUAUUCAGGCCGUUAAAAAAUUGCAAGAAUUAAAAGAUUUUGAUGUUAUUAUUAACUGUGCAGGACUUGGGGCUGGAGAAAUAGUUGGUGACCAGGAAAUGAUACCAAUUCGAGGACAAGUCAGGAAAGUCGAAGCACCUUGGAUAUAUGAAUCUUGUGUGUUAGACGUCAAACCUAAGGUAGCUUAUAUAAUUCCUAACACACACCAAUUGACAUUGGGAGGCACGGCCAACUACGAUGUACAUGACACUACUAUUAGCGAGACUGAUAAAAUUAAUAUUGUCAGAGAUUGUAACCAAUUAGAUCGCUCCCUAAAAUCAGCCAAAACUCUGAGAGAUGUCGUUGGAUUAAGACCGGGAAGAAGCCAAGUCCGAGUAGAUAUCGAAACUGUGCCACACGGUGAUAAAGAGUUAACAGUAAUUCACAAUUACGGACAUGGCGGUGCUGGAAUCACCUUAUCAUUAGGAUGCGCUGAAGAGGCUUCUAACCUAUUGCAGAAAAUUCUUACCAAAAGUAAACUCUAAAACCGAAAUUAAAAUAAAUGUUCCUAGUUUUUC